This is a messenger RNA of Lodderomyces parapsilosis, 1014 nucleotides long. RefSeq names its product replication factor C subunit 3 (gene RFC3). Lineage: Eukaryota; Fungi; Ascomycota; Pichiomycetes; Serinales; Debaryomycetaceae. Gene Ontology annotation, molecular function: DNA clamp loader activity; ATP binding; ATP hydrolysis activity. Gene Ontology annotation, biological process: DNA-templated DNA replication; DNA repair. The transcript has 2 exons. The coding region runs from base 1 to 1014 and encodes 337 amino acids. The record is from RefSeq and is a predicted model, not a curated record. Gene Ontology annotation, cellular component: Elg1 RFC-like complex; nucleus; Ctf18 RFC-like complex.
AUGAGUGACAAAUAUAGAGACAACCUACCAUGGGUUGAGAAAUACCGUCCAGAGAACUUGACUGAAGUGUACGGCCAACAAGAUAUCGUCAGCACCAUACGAAGAUUUGUUGAAACGGGCAAAUUACCCCACUUGUUAUUCUAUGGACCACCAGGUACCGGUAAAACAUCGACCAUUGUUGCCCUAGCUCGUGAAAUCUAUGGGCCCAAUUACAAAAACAUGGUUUUGGAAUUGAAUGCAUCUGAUGAUCGAGGUAUUGAUGUUGUGCGUAAUCAAAUCAAGAGUUUUGCAUCAACUAGGCAAAUCUUUACUAGUUCCUCAUCGCCGCAGUUUAAAUUGAUUAUUUUGGACGAAGCUGACGCCAUGACUAGUGUUGCUCAAAAUUCAUUACGAAGAAUUAUUGAAAAGUAUACCAAAAACUGUCGAUUUUGUAUUUUGGCCAAUUAUUCACACAAGUUGAAUCCAGCUUUGAUUUCGAGGUGUACGAGGUUUAGAUUCCACCCCAUUGAUGAAGCUGCUAUACGUAGUAGGAUUGAUAAUGUCAUUAUCAAGGAAAAAGUUAAUAUCACACCUGAUGCAUUGAAUGCAUUGUUGCAACUAUCCCAAGGUGAUAUGAGACGAAGUUUAAAUGUUUUACAAGCAUGUAAAGCCGCAUGUGGGGAUGAUGAUGAUAAUAGUGAGACGAUUGAUGUUGAAAUGAUUUACAAUUGUGUUGGUGCUCCUCACCCACAAGAUAUUGAAACUGUUUUGGAUUCGAUAUUGAAACAAGAUUGGACUACUGCGUACAUGACUUUGAACAAGUACAAAAUCGACAAGGGGUUAGCUCUAAUUGACUUGAUUACGGGGUUUAUUGACAUUUUGAAUGAUUACAAAGUAAAACCAAAGACGAGAAUUGAGUAUUUGAAAGGGUUAAGUGAGGUUGAGUAUGGGAUAUCGAAAGGUGGUAAUGAUAGGAUUCAAAGUAGUGCUAUUAUUGGAGUUAUUAAGCAAGCUAUGGAGAACGAAGGGAAGUAA